UUCAAAGCAAAACAUCGGCAGACAGGCAAGAAAGUGGCUCUGAAGAAAGUGCUGAUGGAAAAUGAGAAGGAGGGGUUCCCCAUCACAGCCCUGCGUGAGAUCAAAAUCCUUCAGCUGCUCAAGCAUGAGAAUGUAGUGAACCUCAUAGAAAUCUGCAGGACCAAAGCCUCCCCAUACAAUCGUUGCAAGGGCAGCAUCUACCUGGUGUUUGAUUUCUGUGAGCACGACCUUGCGGGCCUCCUUAGCAACGCCCAUGUGAAGUUCACGCUAUCAGAGAUCAAGAAAGUGAUGCAGAUGCUGCUCAACGGUCUUUACUACAUUCACAGGAAUAAGAUUUUGCACCGGGAUAUGAAAGCGGCAAAUGUACUCAUCACCCGAGAUGGGGUCCUGAAACUGGCAGACUUUGGCUUGGCUCGAGCCUUCAGCCUGGCAAAAAACAGCCAGCCCAACCGCUACACCAACCGGGUGGUGACUCUGUGGUAUCGGCCUCCAGAGCUUCUCUUAGGGGAACGGGACUAUGGCCCCCCUAUUGACCUGUGGGGUGCAGGCUGCAUCAUGGCAGAGAUGUGGACUCGCAGCCCCAUCAUGCAAGGGAACACGGAACAACAUCAGCUCACUCUCAUUAGCCAGCUCUGUGGAUCCAUCACUCCGGAGGUUUGGCCAAAUGUGGAUAAGUAUGAGCUGUACCAGAAACUGGACCUGCCCAAGGGCCAAAAGCGCAAGGUUAAAGAUCGCCUGAAAGCCUAUGUCAAAGACCCAUAUGCUCUGGAUCUUAUAGACAAACUGCUCGUUCUGGAUCCUGCCCAAAGAAUAGACAGUGACGAUGCACUAAAUCAUGACUUCUUCUGGUCGGACCCGAUGCCCUCUGAUCUCAAGAACAUGCUCUCCACUCACAAUCAAUCAAUGUUUGAGUACUUGGCUCCACCCAGGAGAAGAGGUGGACACAUGCCGCAGCAGCCAGCUAAUCAGGGCAGGAAUCCGGCUGCAACCAAUCAGACAGAGUUUGACAGAGUAUUUUGACUGCUUAGGGUCCCAAAAAAGGAGUAGCAAACAAGCUGAGGGGUUUUUUUGGUCUUUAAAUGACUGAUAUUGAUGUGAAAUACCCUUACGUUUUGCAGUCUCUUAGAGGCAGCUCAGAUGGAAAGGAGUUGCAAGUCUUGCCCUGAGCUGUACAGCUAGAUGAGCUAUCUGGAAUAGUUAUGCACAUAAAGAAAGAGGUUAUGAGCCUCGGUUUCCCUGGGAGCUGAUUCCAAGGGCCUGAGAUCAUCUCUUAGCCCAUCUGGUACCAGGUUUCUGCCUCAGCCUCCACAAUUUUAUCUUUCCCAGUAACUGAAUCUAGUGGGUCACAUGCUAGGGGAGCUGCCGUUGGAGAAGUUAGUACUGCCCAGGUUUUACAGCACUGCUGAUAGGGGUGACUUGUGAAUUUGGGAAUUGCUGCUGCAGUCAACAAGAUAGAUUGGGCCACAUUGGGAAUUGUCUCAGACCUCUUCUGAAUUGCUCUGGUGUGGCUGCAGUUCCCAGUGGUGCCCUUCCUUCUGCGAACUUUCCCUUGUUGUGUAUAGGGUGAGUGCAGCAUUGCCAAGUGCCACUGAGCUUUGUAGAGCCAGUGGGAUUGGGUUCAGUCAAAAUGCCUCCAAAUUCAAGAACUAGCUUGUGCCAGGUUCAAGAUUGCAGGAAGUCCUGGUCAGAGCUUACAAGAACGGGAAACAAAGGAUCCCAGCAACUAAUCAGGAAGGAGUGAAGCUGUUCCUGUUGCUCUGACUAGGAGUUGUUGGUGUCAAUAAAAGCUCAUCAUGCUUUCUCUUCAGCAUACCACCGCUUUUCGUUGUAAAGUGCAAUUAAAGUUCCCUUUCCUAGA
This is a messenger RNA of Pelodiscus sinensis (Chinese soft-shelled turtle), 1858 nucleotides long. The record is from RefSeq and is a predicted model, not a curated record. Lineage: Eukaryota; Metazoa; Chordata; Testudines; Trionychidae.